Messenger RNA from Schistosoma haematobium, 4269 nucleotides. RefSeq lists its product as uncharacterized. Gene Ontology annotation, molecular function: transporter activity. Gene Ontology annotation, biological process: transport. The transcript has 9 exons. Bases 1826 to 2671 code for a protein of 281 amino acids. The record is from RefSeq and is a predicted model, not a curated record. NCBI's taxonomy places the organism in Eukaryota, Metazoa, Platyhelminthes, Trematoda, Strigeidida, Schistosomatidae.
GCUUCGCGCAGAUUUGACCUUAAUAACAUGAGUUGGCGCGCUUUCAUCAAGCCCAUAUUUGUUGUUUGCUAUUCUUUACUUAUAUGUAUUACACUUCCUUUUCUGAUUUUAAAGCUGUACGAAAAAUCGGCUCCGGCAAUAGUCAGCGCGUGGUUCGUCGCCGGACUUUUUGUUCUAGGUGCAAUACCUAUAUCACUAUGGACCAUAAUUGAGCACAUGAUCAAUUACACCAAUCCACUUCUUCAAAGACAUAUUAUCAGAAUCUUGUGGAUGGUUCCGAUUUAUGCUGCUGAUGCGUGGUUGGCACUGAUUUUCCCUUCAUUUGCAAUUUACUUUGACACGUUAAGAGAAUGCUAUGAAGCUUAUGUCAUUUACAACUUUCUUGCGUUUUUGCUUAAUUAUUUGAGGAGCGAGUUUCCUGACUUACGAUGCGUUAUUGAACAGAAGCCACAAAUGAAACACUUGCCGCCGUUUUGUUUCUUAAACUCUUGGAAAAUGGGAAGUUAAUAUACCAUUCCUAUCACGCAUGGUAUAGAUCGGCUAUUUUAAGAUAACUCUUGUAUCUUUAAAUAGUAGUUGUGGCGUUCUUUCUGAACCCGUCAUGUCAAUCAGCCAGUCACUUUGCAAAUAAAAUACUGUGACCAAAAUGUUACGGAAAAUAUUCUUUUGAUUGUGCAUCUAUGUGGAGUUUUGUUUAUUGUACAAAAUUUUCGUGAUUGUAAAUAACUCCGGAGUAUUUUUUCCCUUAGAACGUAUCCACAUUUAUUUAUCUUUAAACUUUUGUUUAAAUCGCAAACGUCUGAAGUUUUUGCCAUUUUUUUACAAUCUAAGAUUCACGGGAAAAUAGUUGAAACCACUUGUUCAAUCAACCUUUAACUGUGUAUUCAGUUUUGAUUUAAUUCAUUAGUUCGUAUUAUGAAAUUCAAUCACCUUUUUCUUUUUGGUUUGGCUUCGACUACAAAGACACUGUAAAUACUUAGGGUACUCACGUCAUUAACUCUCGUAUCGCUUUCACUGCCCUGGUCGUUCAUUAUUUAUGCGCAUAUACCAGUUUCCCUCCUUAGUAAUCUAAAUAAAUUUUAGAGGUUCAUGUGGAUGUGGCUUACUUCUCUUCCAGGGUCAUUACUUCAAAAAGGUAUCCUUUGGUUUGGUUGAUUUUCGUCCGCUAGAUUUCUCCUGAUUUCUCACCACUUUAGGUUCACUGAACUUAGAUCUGUUGCUUACGUUUUUUCUGUAUAAAGUAUAAAGUGGUAAGGCUGAUCUGUUUUCUAAAAGUGUAUACCUGUGGUCAGCUUACUUAUUUUACGCAUUACACAAAUAUUGUCCAAUAUGUGUAUUUUCUUUCCUUAAAUGAAUACUCAUUUUCAAUCGCUGUCCUAUCUAAAUCUUAGGUUUUGGAGACAAUCAUGACUUAGAUUCGAUUUGUAGUUUAUUUUCGUCAUAAUUUGGCAUCAAAUGGGAUGUUGUUGGUAACCCAAUAAUUUUAUGAUACUUCAAUUGCUGUUAACUCAUGGCAAAACUAUGCAAACUUAUCGUCAGUUUAACACUUAGGGCAAGAAAAAUUGCAAGCAAAUCCUCAUGGUACUCAAUAACAAAGCCAGGAAGAUCUUUUAUUGGUCUUUAGGUCUUUUAUUGAUGUUAUGCUUCUUCGUCUUUGUAUGAUGAUAUCGUGUUUUAAAAGUAAAAAAUGUUUAAUUCACUGGUUAGUAUUAAAUAGACACAAGAAAUACUUUUUAGUUAUAAUAUCUUUAGAAAUAUAGUUUUGUUGUUAUAAAAAUACCAUACUCUCAGCUUGAUUCAUGUCACACUAUUCCUGUCUUCGGUGAUGGUCCGAAUGAAGUUAAUUCUUUUUAUCUGUUACAGAGUAUUCAUUGACCACUGUCGUCACGGGGCCUUGCAGUACACCGUUAUUCGUCCACUAACAACUGCUAUUGCACUAAUAUGUGAAAUGGUUGGCGUUUAUGGUGAAGGAGACUUCAACUUUCGCCACGCGUUCCUUUACUUGACUAUUAUAAACAAUGUCUCUCAAAUUUGGGCACUCUAUUGUUUAGUAAUGUUCUAUCGGUGUACUCGAUUAGAAUUAAGUCCAAUGAAACCGGUCGCCAAAUUUCUAUGCGUCAAAUUCGUUGUUUUCAUGUCUUUCUGGCAGUCCAUUUUAAUCGCAGUACUUGCUGCUACUGGUGUUAUCAGAAAGGUGGAAGCCUGGAAACUAUAUGAUGUUCAGUCUAUUGGUAUCGCACUACAAAAUUUCGCUAUAUGUAUCGAGAUGUUCAUUGCCGCAAUAGCCCAUCACUUCUCUUUCACUUGGACGCCAUAUGUCGAUCCUAAUUCGGAACCAACGAGUUGUUGUUACUCAUGGCGGUCUAUGUGGGAUGUGUCUGAUAUGCGUCGAGAUGUUGUAGAACAUGUCAAGCACAUCGGUCAUAGUGUAAGACAUUUUAAUUUCUCCUCCGACCGUCAACUUUCAAGCCGUCACAGUCUUUCAGGAACUUAUCACCGAGUUGUAUCUCUUGACGCUGAUGAAGUCGAUUGUAAUGGUAUUGCAUACUGUGACAACGAAAUCAACCCUCUUCUUUCAAAUCAGGUUUCCAGUUCUGAAGUAGGAAUUGGAUCUGAAUUACUUCGUGUUAGGAAUUCCGGGGAUAAUAUUCAAACUGAAAAGAUAGUCUAACUCUAACGCUGAAAUUAUUCUCUACUAACUUGUAACAAUCCAUGCAGUGCUAUAUAUUUUAAAUAUUUUUUUCUUUUAACCCUCACAUUUAUUUGAUAUUUUCAUCUGAUCAUGUGUAAAACAGAGCCAACGAUUAUAACGUAUGUAUAUCCCUCUUAUUAUUUUUUUAUAAGAAUAUCUUUGUGUACAAAAGUUCUAUUUCUGCUUAUCUUUACUUGUAAUUAACCUGCUUGCUAAAUAAUAAAAUUGUUAAUUUUCUCUUUUAUCUUUUAUUUUGUCAAAUACUAAGUAUUCUAAUCAGGUUGUUGUGAAUUUACAGGAGCAUAAUGUGAUAUUUUGUUUGUUUAACGUUUCGAUAAAAAUAAGCUUUCGUAAUUAAUUACAAAUAUUUGUGUAAUUAUCAUUUUCGGUCACUUUACAUCUGUACUCAACUUGUAUUAUAACAAUAAUUUGUUUAAAAAUACAGCAUAAAAUUAUAAUUUUGAAGGUGUUCUAGAUGAGGGCUAGCAUAAACCUAAAGUUAUAUAUCAGAAUGAUAGAUAAUUGAUAUUUGUUGAUCUAGAGCUCAUUCUAAUAUACUUUGAGGUAUGUAAAAUGAAUUGACAUUUUUAGUUAUUAGAAGUGUAAUUAAUUGUUUUAUUGAACAACUAAGAAAUUAGUUACCUUCAUUAACUACAGUUCCAAAUCCACUUUUAAAUCUUUUAGUCAAAUAACAUCGUCCUAACGUAUAAAUCAGGGUCCAGGAUGUCGUUUAAGUACUGUUCAUUGAUGGUUCGCGGUAAUAUAUAUAUGCUAAUCAAUAUCACGAUAGAAACCAUUUAAGAAGGGACUUCUUAAAUUUCUGUUAAACUUUGGUGAUUCCUAUGUAUGUGUUUUAGUAGUCAUGGAUUUCAAAGUAAUGGUCAUCUCAACGAAUAAUGCACUCGGUUUUCAGCCAUUGACCUUAGAUUCAAAACCGAUUCGACCUACUUCUGGUUGUGGAAAGCGGUGGUAUCAGUAUUUCUUACAGUAGUAUGACUCAAACCUAAGAAUAAACUAAACUUCACCUGAUUAGUGAGUUACAUUCGUAAAAUAAAUAAUCGUAUUUAUUUACAUCAUUGUUUAACAAAGCCUUCGUAUGGUUGGACUUGGUGUCAUGUUACUAAUCUCCCUUCUUAUAAAAGAGGCAGAGAUCCACUCUGCGAUGAUAUUUGAUAAAUGAUUUUGUCUAAUAUAUGGUUAUCCAAUGUUUAGGCGAAACUGGAAAAAUUUACUAUCCAUUUGAUUUUGAUCCUAAAUUUCACUCCUGUGAGUUUGAAGUAAAUUUCGCGCCUAUUUUCCGGCUACUAAUAAAUUUGGGAUAGUUCAUUAAUGGCAUAUAUCUUUUUUCUGAUUGUGAAAUGAAGAGACUUAGGUUGUGUAUAACUGUAAUUUUUCUGUAACCUGUCUUUAACCUUUAUCUACAUCAAUUUAAGCUGUUUUCUCUAUUUCGGUGUACAAACCAACAAAGGUAGAAGACUUCAGUUAGUUACUAGCGUUUGUUGACAUAUAUCUCCAAAUGACUUAUAACAUCAUCAAUUAAGUAGUUCUGAGAUCAAGCGUAGGGUUCGGUGUAGGCA